UGUCAUGAAAAUAGUCACUUAAAACUGCAAUCUUAACUUUGGGCAUGGUCCCAAAAACGCACUUACCAAAGGACAAACACAAGUGAAAAAGUGGUUGAGAUCUCAUAAGGGUCUUAAGUGUUAAUGACUGAGUUUAAUGUGUCUGCCUGUGCAGCUGGCACUAGGUGCACUUACACCUUACUGUUAAAGGAUUACAUUACAUCAUGACCAUUUUCAAAACAGGAACAUGUACAUUCCACCUCCCGACUUUUAGUCACAAACGUUCAACUGCCAUUCCAAUAACUCCUGAGAAAGCAUCUUUGUUGAUCACUAAAACGGAGUUCUAAACCUUUGCAUGGAGGUGUGACCUUAAAAACAAACUUGAGGGAGAGAGCUGAUGUUCUGAGAUGUGAGCAGGUCUAUUUGACUUGAGCCUGUCUAUGUGUACUGACAGGGGUAUGACCUUAGAAGGUGUAAGGCACACUUUCAUGUAAAGAAUCUCACUUUCCCCCACAUAACUAACCUAAAAUGAAUAAGGCAGAAGAUUACUUUAGCUAGAUAGUAUGGUUUUCAUGCACCCAGUGCUAUAUGAAACAUUUUGCUUGAGAUUUUAUUUUUUGUUUAAGAUUUUUCUUUUAAAGUUACUAUUGCCUCACAACGAACCGUCUCCUAUGUCUAAAGUAAACUCAACAUAUCCUGGGUAUUGAGACGUUGUAUUAAUGCGAGCUCUGUCUGUGCGCAUUCACGGCGUUUAAACAACCUCGUUUGAUUUAAACCAGCACAAAUGUCCCUAAAAAACGACGUAGCCGCUGGGGUUUACUGUUCUUCCUCAACAUAACUAACAUAGUCAUGGUGGUUGACACCUGUCUCAAUGAUCAUGUUGACACACGCUCUCUGUCUGCCUCAGCGGUAUACCGUAUUGACACGAACUCCGCCCUGGAGGCGGACUGAAAGUCAUGCUAGUCUGAAAUAGCUUUGUUCCGUGUGGGUCUAUGCCACUCUUCAGAGGAACAUGGAGACGGAGGAUGGUGCGCUGGAAGAGCUUCAUAAAGAACUUACCUGUCCCGUAUGCCUCGACUUGUUCCGCGAACCGGUUAUCCUAGAGUGCGGGCAUCACUUUUGUCGUGCCUGUAUUGGUAGAUGCUGGGAGGCCAAGUCCGUUGACGAAUCGACCUGCCCUCAGUGUCGUAAGACAUGUUCCAAAACACCGAGACCAAACUCGCUACUUUGUAACGUUGUGGACAGUGUGCGCCGCGCGAGAGCAAUGGACGCGCGACCGAAGGACCCUCCGCAGGCUCCCCGGAGCCCAUCACCUGAGCCGAACACCUCCAGUUGCAGUCGUGACGACCCCGAAACCAGAAGUGAACCCGGUAUGUGUCUUGAGCACGAAGAGAGACUAAAGCUCUUCUGUGAGGAUGACCAGGUGGCCAUCUGUCUUGUUUGCGGAAUGUCCCGCGACCACAAGACUCACAACGUAAUUCCCAUAAACGAAGCUUUUGAAAAUUACAAGGAAAAGCUGUCUUUUGCUCUUCGAAAAGUUGAGGAACAGAGGAAGGAUGCUUCUGCGUAUCAAUGCCAGACAAACGACAACAUCUUGCUCCUUAAGGAUCGAGCUGGUGUUCUGGAUCAGCAGAUCAGCGCUCAGUUCCAGGAACUUCAUGACUUCCUGUCCCGACAGGAAGAGGAAAUGAAAGCGUGUCUGAAACUCGCCAAAGAGCAGAAACUGGGGCAGCUGAACGACUCGCUCACCCAGACGACUGAACAGAUGAGUGAGCUGGAACUCACUGCCCACAGCAUACACACCAAACUCAACGAGGAGGAGGAGAACCCCGAACUGCUCAGAGGAAUCAAAGGCUUCAUUGAGAGUGCGGAGUGUGUGUUUGAGACGCCCCAGCGUGUGUGUGUGGAGUUGCAAGAGGGGGAAUUUGUAGGUCCACUGCAGCACCGAGUCUGGAAAAAAAUGAACUCAGUCUUGAAGCCAGGGGUGGAGCCCGUGACCCUUGACCCCUCCACUGCCUACCCCCGUCUUCACGUGUCCGCGGACGGCCGGAGUGUGAGUGUGGGGGACAUCCAGUCCGGUCUGCCCAACAACCCUGAGCGCUUCACCCUCUACAACAUCGUGCUGGGCACCGUGCCCUUCACCCAGGGGCGCCACUACUGGGAGGUGGGGGUGGCGGGCAAGACCGCCUGGGGCCUGGGCGUCGCCGCCGCCUCGGUCAACCGCAAGGAGGAGAUCAGCCUGUGCCCGGAGGACGGCUUCUGGACGCUGGUGCUGCGCAACGGCAGCGAGUACGAGGCGUGCACCAGCGCUGACGAGUGCCCGCUGACCCCCGGGCACAAGCCUGACUGUGUGGGCGUCUACCUAGACUACGACCACGGCUUGGUGGCGUUUUAUGACGCUGGAGAUAUGAGUCACCUGUUCACCUUCAGUGAGGCUCGCUUCACGGAGCCGGUCUACCCCUACUUCAACCCCUGGCCCAUCAUCGGAGGACGCAACCGGGAGCCUCUCACUAUACACACGCCACUGGUCUAGGGGCGUUGCUAAGGCAACUGAGUAGUUACACCAUGGCAACUUGUACCUCAUUACAUACAGUAUAUCCAGCAUGUAUAACUGAAUCGAACUGGCAGAACUGAAAAUAAUCCUCCUUGUCAACGGCAGAGAGCUUCCACCAGGAUGGUGUGCCAGUUACCGACUCACAGACACACACACACACACACACACACACACACACACACGCACACACACUGCAGAGAGCUUCCCCCAGGAUGGCGUGGCAGUUACCGACACACACAGACACACACACACACACACACACACACACACACACACACACAGACACACACACACAGACACACACACACACACACACACUGCAGAGAGCUUCCUCCAGGGUGGUGUGGCAGUGACCGACUCAUCACAGCCCAGACAUAUCUUCUACAGACUGCAGAGUUUUUGUCUCUUGAUGAAAGAUGGUCUCAACUGAGAUCGAGUAAAGUCACCUCUUGUCCACAACUUUCAUUAACACUGAAACAGAUAUAAGAAGGUCGAACGAUGCACAUUACUAAUAUAUUUGACUCUUUUUCAUUAUCUUUGUCAUUGAAUGAGACAAAAUCAUACAAGCUGUUGAGUUUGAGAUCCAUUACUAGUAUGUCAACAGCAGGAUCCAGAUGAGCUCUCGGUAAAGGGCCCUAGGGAGAAGCAUUGAGUUCGUCUCAUCAGAGACAGAUUAAGGCCUGAGAUCAAUUUGAUCUCACGGAUCUCUUCCUUUCUCCUCUAAGGUUUUUUGACUCAGACACACACACACACACACACACACACACAC
This is a messenger RNA of Clupea harengus (Atlantic herring), 3302 nucleotides long. RefSeq names its product zinc-binding protein A33-like. Gene Ontology annotation, molecular function: zinc ion binding; protein binding. The record is from RefSeq and is a predicted model, not a curated record. NCBI's taxonomy places the organism in Eukaryota, Metazoa, Chordata, Actinopteri, Clupeiformes, Clupeidae.